Cygnus olor (mute swan) is the source of this 3159-nucleotide messenger RNA. Its product is annotated as E3 ubiquitin-protein ligase TRIM7-like. Gene Ontology annotation, molecular function: zinc ion binding; protein binding. The coding region runs from base 377 to 2014 and encodes 545 amino acids. The record is from RefSeq and is a predicted model, not a curated record. The transcript has 8 exons. Lineage: Eukaryota; Metazoa; Chordata; Aves; Anseriformes; Anatidae.
GCUGCUGAUCCCUGCACCCCAUGGGCUGCCUUCAUGAUUCCAGUUCCCUUGCUAAGGGAUUUUAUCUGAUAAAAAAAUUCAGCAGAGAUUUGGAGCUGCGUAUCCCAAUAUGGAGAAAAUAUGAGUGUUUUAGGGGUGUUUGAGCCCAUUGUUUUAGGCAAAAUAACCGAUGCUGGCCCCAUGUGUGUCUGCACCAUUGCUUUUACAACCUUCCCAAACCUUAUUCACCUUUUCCAAGGAUGUCCUUCUCCAUUUUUUGCCAAGCCAAGGCCCCUCCCUAAAUCCUCUUUGCUCCCAUACCCAGCUCAUUCAGGAUGUGGAUCUUGCCCUGAAUUUUGGCAGGGAUCCCUUUUCCCAUCCCUGAGGAAGAUCCCCAAUGUAUGUAGAUCCAUUCUGCCAAUCCACAGGUACCAGGGCACCCAUGCAGAUAUUUUGGGCAUCACCUUCACUCCCCGGUCCCACCCCAGGAUCAUCUCUAGCUCUGCCCACCCCGAGCACUGGGGUGAUGGGAAGGGAAACGCCUUUCCUUUGCGUGGAGGAAAAUGAAAGUUGGUGGCUCACGGUGGUUUGCAGCGGGGGCCCCAUGGCUGCACCAAGCCCUGUCGCCAAGCUCCCCAGCGAAGCCUCCUGCCCAAUCUGCCUGGAGUAUUUCCGAGACCCCGUCUCCAUUCACUGCGGUCACAAUUUCUGCCGGGCGUGCAUCACCCGCUGCUGGGAGUGGUCCACGGCGAAUUUCUCUUGCCCGCAGUGCAAAGAGACGGCCCCGGAGAGAAGCUUUCGUCCCAGCCGGGAGCUGGCGAGGGUCCUUGAAAUAGCCAAGAGGUUGAGUUUGCAGGCAGCCAGAGGGGAGGCAGUGGAGGAGGAAGGAUGCGAGAGGCACCGGGAGCCUCUGAACGUCUUCUGCAAAGAUGACGAAACCUUCAUCUGCGUGAUCUGCCGGGAGUCCCGGGUGCACCGGGCUCACACCAUGCUUCCUGUGCAGGAGGCUGUCCAGGAAUACAAGGGACAAAUCCAAGCCCAUCUGCAAACACUGAAGGAGGACAGAGACAGACUCCUGGGCUUUCGAGAGGCUGAAAUGAGGAGAAACUGGGAGUAUUUAGAGAAGACCGAGGCCGAGCGGCAGAAGGUUUUGAGCACGUUUGAAGGGCUGCGUCUCUUCCUGGAGGACCAGGCACGUCACAUGCUGGCUCAGCUGGCGGACCUGGAGAGGGCCGUAGAGAAAAUGCAGGAAGAAAACAUCACCAACCUGACGAAGGAGAUCUCUCACCUGGAUACCCUGAUCCAGGAGAUGGAGGAGAAGUGCCAGCAGCCAGCAAGUAAAUUUCUGCAGGACAUCAGAGGCACCUUGAGCAGGUUUGGGAAGGAAAACUUCCAGCGGCCCACGUUGCUUCUUCCAGAGCUGGAAAAUAAAAUCAGUCACUUCAGGGAGAAAAAUAUUGCUCUAGAGGAGACUCUGAGGAACUUCAAAGACAUCCUGAUGUUUGAGCUGCCUGAAAAGAUGAAUGUGACCCUGGAUCCAGCCACGGCUCACCCCCAGCUCGCCGUGUCAGAGGACAGGAGGAGCGUGAGGUGGGAAGAUGCCCAGCAGGAUGCAUCUGAUGAGGGAUUUGGCCCCGAUCCCUCCGUGCUGGGCUGCGAGGGCAUCACCUCGGGGAGAUGCUGCUGGGAGGUAGAGGUGACACCCAAAGGCUCCUGGGCUGUCGGUGUGGCCAGGGAGUCUCUGAAGAGGAGGGAGGAGACCCCUGUGAGCCCCGAGAUUGAGCUGUGGUCUAUGGGUCUCUGUGAGGGCCAGUUUUGGGCUCUCACCUCCUAUGAGCGCACGCCGUUAUCCCAAAUCCAGGUCCCCAGAAGGGUCCGGAUCACCCUGGACUAUGAGAGGGGUCAGGUGGCUUUUUUUGAUGUCGAUAGGAAGGCCUUGAUCUUCAUUUUCUCAGCAGCCUCAUUCAAAGGGGAGAGUGUUCACCCCUGGUUCUUGGUGUGGAGCGAGGGGUCUCAGAUAACAUUGUGUCCCUGAAGCUCUUCCUUCUUACCCAAACACAAAUUUUAUGUCCCCAACACCCCCAUUCCUAGCACUUUGGAGGACUCCUACCAAACUCCUAGUAGGCCUUUCUGGUCUCUCUUCCUAUUCUCAGUGACCCCAAAGGGCUAAGCUUCUCUGUGGGUUAGUGUCCCAAACUGUAAUUGCCAAUUUGGGGUACCAAUGGCUGACAGUUGGACCACGUCUGCCCCAAAACAUCUUGCACCAGACUGGCAGCUUCUCCAGUCUUAGGGUUUCAGAUGAAGUAAAAAGGUUUACAUGCUGUGACGUUCUUCUGUCUGGUUAUUCACUGCUUCUGGCUGUCAGGUUCAUGGGGAUUAAGGGGAAGUCACCAGGAUUGGCAUGGGUUUCUCUUAUCUGUAGAGGUCAGAAUGUUUUAUUUCUAGGCUGGGCACUGCAAACUCAGUACAACAGAUGGAGAAAAAUAGGGACAUUUAUACAUCUGAGUUAUCUGACAGAUUUUAAGCAUGACCCUGAGGAUGGGGGAAAUCACAUCUGCAAAAUUUAUUGGCAGUUUCAAGGGGGACUGGACUUUUGGCUGACUAAGUCCCAUUGCUGGUAUCUGCACAGAGGCUAUGAGUUGGUCAUGCCUGCACCCAGGUAGGUCCACAAGCCCCGAGAAGGUGACCUAGGGCCAUCCUUGAAAGCCACAUGCCACACUGAUCUCAAUCAGAGAGAAAGACAUGGGGGAAGAAAAUAUUUUAUUAUUAAUGGUUGUUACAGCGUUAUGAGGCUUCAAGUAUCAAUCAUUUGAGGAGAAGGGAGAAAACGGUUGAGGCUCAGGAGCAGCUUGGCUGUGGGUGAAUUUUCCAUCACAAAUAUCUGGACUGGCCACCUUUUAUAAGGGAGGAACUCUCUGUUGUAGGGCAUUUUUCCCAUGCAACUAAUGGGAUGUUGGAGGAGGAUGCAUCUGAACAGACAGGGCUGGGGUUGGUAGCAUUUUGGUUAGGCUUUGCCAACUGGGCCUUGUGAUUCCUCCCCACCCACACAUUAUAACUUUUACUGAUCAGUUUUAUGUAAUUAACCCUCUUUUUCCCCAAACUGGUUAGAUUAAAACAUUGUCUUGGGGGUUUAGCUAAAAGCUCCAGCCAGAAUUAGCAUUUUUGCUUACAACAUCUAGG